AUGUAUGGGUAUUUAGCAGAAAGGAGGCUUGAUAUUAAUCUUGAUCCGCAACAAAUUGUCGGACGCCAUCAACCAAAAUGGAUGCGAUACAAAGCUAGAAAGAAGCAUCCUUAUUUGUACCAGAUUGUAGUUUUUGGAGUAGAAGUAGUGGGUGAUGAACCCCCGUUGUCAUUGAACACCAUGACAUUGGGAUGCUCACUUGCUUCAAUUGAUAAAAGUGAGACUCAGAAUCCCGGCUCCGCCGCUGCUUAUGUAAUUGGUUAUUGUUGUAGCUGUUCCAGGGUGCAGAACUUUAUUGUUGAUGGUGAUGGCACUUUGUCAAGGCCUACACCUUUGUUGCUGUUUGGUGGAGUUCGUGAUAAUUCUUCUCAGCUUAAGUUGCGAAGUAAUGUCAGAUAUCUUUCAUCUGCAGACCUUCCUUCACAUACAGUUAUCGGAAUGCCAGCUUUAUCUCCUACAAUGACUCAAGGUAAUAUUGCUAAGUGGAGGAAGAAAGAAGGAGAUAAGGUCAGUUGUAUUGAAAGUUGGUUUCUGGCUAAAAUAAUGGUACCUGAGGGUUCAAAAGAUGUACCUGUGGGACAGCCAAUUGCAAUUACGGUUGAGGAAGCUGAGGAUAUACAAAAAGUCCCUGCUACUGUUGCUGGUGAAUCAGAGGUUGAAGAGAAAAAAUUGUCUCAGCAAAAUGUUGGAAAUGAGGACUGGGAGCAAGAAACAAGUUCUGUGAAGAUUAGUGCAUCUGAGCUUCCUCCUCAUGUUGUUCUUGAAAUGCCAGCAUUAUCUCCAACCAUGAACCAGGGUAACAUUGCUAAGUGGAGGAAAAAGGAAGGUGAUAAGAUUCAGGUUGGUGAUGUGAUCUGUGAGAUAGAGACAGACAAAGCUACCCUAGAAUUUGAAUGUCUUGAAGAGGGGUUCCUUGCCAAGAUACUGGCACCGGAAGGCUCAAAAGACAUGGCCAUGGGACAACCAAUUGCAAUAACAGUUGAGGAGCCAAAUGAUUUGGAAACUGUGAAGACAUCUUUUAGUGGCAAUUGGAUGGGAAAAGAGGAAAAGCCAACCCAUCACGAGGCAAAACAUGAAGGGAGAACACAGAAAAUUAGUUUCACUAGGAUUAGUCCAUCAGCAAAGUUGCUAAUUUUAGAACAUGGAUUGGAUGCAUCAUCAUUUACAGCGUCAGGUCCUCGUGGCACUCUCACAAAAGGGGAUGUUUUAGCUGCAAUAAAGUCUGGCAAAUCAUCUCCAAAGAUAUCUUCAUCGCUGGAGAAGAUGCCUCCAUCACCUCAAAUCCAACCACAAACAUCUUCAGAAUCGGCAGGAUUGAGAUCUCAAGAUUCUUAUGAAGAUUUGCCUAAUAGUCAAAAUCGGAAGGUUCCAGUGCUUGGUGCAAUGGCAAAAUGUCGGGUUUCAAAGCAUGAGAAAGUGGGUAUGAAAAUUAGGGCAGCCACUUUGCAAAUAAUGGCAAAGGCUUGGUGCAAUAGGUUUGGUGGGAGUUGGGACCAGGAAUAG
Messenger RNA from Ilex paraguariensis (yerba mate), 1503 nucleotides. NCBI's taxonomy places the organism in Eukaryota, Viridiplantae, Streptophyta, Magnoliopsida, Aquifoliales, Aquifoliaceae. The record is from the annotation of a GenBank genome assembly.